CAGCGCCGUCGAUAGUGGCAGACGCGCGUCGCGACGCCGAUCUCUCAAACAUCCUGAUAAACUGCACUUCUCGUUCGAAAUCGUACCCGUUAGCGACGUGUGGCGGUAAUUGAUUCGGGUAGCCCGAGGAUAUGCGGCGAUCGUUCAACCCCUAACGCGACGGCAGGGUUGCCGAAUCUGCCGACUGCUUCGUCAUCGCUAUCGAAAAAUGAAACUGCCAUCAAAUCGAGAAUGUAAAUAGGCGACGAGUAAAUGUUGCGCCUAAAUAUCCUCAAAUGAGCGAUUCGGAGAACUCCCGAAUUACAAUCUAACCCCGCAAUAAUCGUCAGGCGAUUUAUGUUAAACUUCAGUGUCGCGAACUCGCUGCUAGCGUCCCGCUUUGUCCGGAGAAGAUUUAUUGAAUAGCCAGGGAAUAGUGACGGCUGUAUACCGAAGACACAAUGGCUGACCACGACCCAUUCGACGACGAGCUGGUGUCCACGAACACCACCCAGCGCAACUGGCGCGGUAUCUUUAUCGCGUUACUGGUAAUAGUGGUCGUCCUGGCCCUCAUCGUCACAUCGGUAGUUCUUUUGACUCCUCCGGACGAAGGACCGAGGAUUAAGGGCGCCAGAUUCGAACUUCACGACAUUCUAAAUCACGAGUUUCAACCGCUGAGGUUCAACGGAACAUGGAUAUCGGACGACGAAUUGCUGUUCAAAGACCAAUGGGGCGGAAUAAGUCUCAUGUAUGCGUCGAAUUUGUCGGUGAGGACACUCAUGUCGAAUCAAUCCUACAUGAGACUGAAUCCCGCAAGAUUUUCGCUGUCACCUGAUCAGAGAUAUUUACUGCUGGCGCAGAACGUCCAGAAAUUAUUCAGGCAUUCUUUUCUUGCUCAGUACACAAUCUACGAUAUUCAAACUGGAAAUGACUUCCCCUUGCGGCCGCUUCCCGAAGAGGACGAUCAUCCCUUUCUGCUCUUUGCUCAAUGGACUCCCCGAAGUCACAGUUUAAUUAUGGUGAAGGACUACGAUAUAUACUAUAGGAAAACGCCCACGUCGCAUACGGGUUACAGGAUAACGGAUACGGCCGUUCCCGGAGUCGUAGGACACGGGGUACCCGAUUGGCUUUACGAAGAAGAAAUACUAGGUUCGAAUUCGGCGCUGUGGCUAUCGAGCGACGGCCUUUUGUUAAUGUUCGCCACCUUUAACGACACCUUAGUAGAAGAGUUGAGGUUUCCCUGGUACGGUUCAAUCAGUGACGGUCGACUUUAUCCGGAUAUCCGGUCGCUGCGAUAUCCGAAGCCCGGCACACGUAACCCUGCAGUAACUCUCACGAUCGCUGACUUGGCAGAUGUGUCGAAUAUAAAAAGGAAGAAGGUUAUACCGCCCGCGGUUCUCGCCAACACUGAAUACUACUUCACAGCCGUCUCUUGGAUUAGCCUGACGGAAAUAUCCGUGGUGUGGUUAAAUCGACCGCAAAACUUGUCCGUGGUCACAAUUUGUACGAGCCCGAAGUGGGAUUGCAAAGAGACCCAGAGGAUCACGGGCGAUGGUCAGGGGUGGGUCGACAUGGGCGACAGUCCAAUUUUCGGGACGGACAGCUCCAACUACAUCUCCAUAGCACCCGUCCGUGACGGUCCGUCUGGGACUUUCCGUCACGCGGUAUCUGUAAAUAUUCCCAAACGGCGUAUCAUACCCCUUACGCACGGAAAAUUCGAAAUAGCCAGGAUUCUUACGUGGGAUCACUCAAACGACGUCAUUUAUUUUUUAGGCACACCCGCGAUGAAGCCUGGAGAACUGCAUCUUUUUCGGGUAUCUUCGGUACCACCGAGAAGCGGGGCGACGCUUCCGCCACCGGUGUGUUUGACCUGCGUCAAAGAACCAGCCCCCACCUCGCCUCCUUACAUUGGGUUAGACGAGAACACGUACCGACUGAAGAAAGCCAACUGGGAAGAUGAAGACGAUGAUACCGUGAUGACGACUCCGCCGCCCAAGAAAAAGAAGAAAGGGAAACAGAAGUUUGCGCAGAAAGAUCCGCCCUGUUUGUAUCACAACGCUGUAUUUAGUUCCAAUUCCCAAUACUUCGUGUUGGAGUGCUUAGGACCGGGUGUGCCGACCGCAGCGCUUUACAAAACGGCGAUGCCCAAACCUAAGCUGUUGAUGUGGCUUCAAAAUAACACUCGUCUUAGAGAGAAGAUAUCGAAAAUGGCGGUGCCGCAAAUCAAGACGUUUCCCGUACAAAUUUCCGGGGGAUAUCACGCCCACGUCAGGUUGCAUCUGCCGCCUGGAUUAAGGGAAGAUGAAAUAACGAGGUAUCCCCUCGUAGUUCAGGUAUACGGCGGUCCAGGAAGCCAAUUAGUUACCGAACGAUGGAGGAUCGAUUGGAACACGUAUCUGGCAGGGAACAGGGACAUAAUUAUUGCCCAGAUCGACGGACGUGGUUCGGGCGGGCAAGGUCAUCAAUUACUUCACAAAGUCUAUUACAAGCUGGGAUCGGUAGAGGUGGCGGACCAACUCGAAGUUACCGAAUACUUGAGGGACACGCAGCAUUUUAUCGACAGGAGACGCGUAGCAGUGUGGGGAUGGAGCUACGGCGGCUUCGUAGCUGCGUUAGCGCUUGCCAGUCCGAAAAGCGUUUUCCAAUGUGCCAUCGCAGUGGCGCCCGUGACAAAUUGGAGACUGUACGAUUCGGCUUACACGGAACGGUACAUGGGUUUACCGAACGUGACCGACAAUUACAAGGGCUACGAGGAAGCGGACGUUAGCAAAAAAGCGGAUCAGCUCAAGGACAAGAUGUUCUAUUUAAUCCACGGCUCUGCAGACGAUAACGUGCAUCUGCAGCAAACGAUGGCCCUCGUUAAAGCGUUGUCUGAGGCAGACACUCUGUUCAGACAGCAGAUUUAUCCCGAUGAAAGCCACAACCUUGGCGGCGUCAAAAGGCACCUAUACAGGAGCAUGGAAAAGUUUCUGGACGACUGUUUCCAGAAGCAGGUGCCGCCGAAAUUCAAAGCCGGGCUGCAAGACGACAUGGAGGAGGAAUAGUAUUCCAUAAAUGGUUUUUAUUAAAUUCAUCCCGGACAGUAGCCUGUAUAAAAGUACACUGUAUACUAUAACGUCGAAAUAAUACACCAAAAGUGAUAACAUACGUAAUAUAAAUGUAAUAUUCUUUUGGUACUUACAAGUAAUUGUAAUAACAUGUAGCGUGAAGGUUGAAAAUAUCUGAUGUCACCGACACAAACUAACGACUAAGAAAACACCAAGCAAUUUGAUGGAUACCCAAAUCGGAAAUUAUCGAUCUUAAUUUUUCGUAAAAUGUGUAGAAUUAAAGAAGAAAAAAAAGGUAAACGGAAUUUUAAUAUGGGUGGCACGCUUAAGAUAAUUGUGUUAAAACCCUAAGUCACACGUUAGGGUUGCUAGUGAUUAAAGUGCCAAAUUUUAACGAAUUAAUCGUUUGGUGUAUACAAAAAUGUUUGUAUUUCAUUGUUAGCGUGUGUUAUCCCAGUUUUUAUUUGUAUUCGCGAACGAUAUAAGUAAUUAUAUCAAUUUAAAUCACUUUCGAACAACGCUCAACAUCAAUGUGAAUAUUGUUGAAGACCAAAAUGUAAAUACCGCUUCUCCCUUCAGCAUUUUUGUGCUUUGAGAUGGGAGCCAAUCAUUUUUAGAUCUUUUGUUUUGUAUAUCCAUACGGAGGGUAUAAAUGGUAACGAAUCGAAUGUUAAAUUUUAGGCAGAUUUUGAUUUUUACUUUUCGAAAAAAUUAAAAGUCAAUUUUUACAAUUUCAAAAACAUUUUUGUGCAUUGAAAAAAACCGCAAACCUCUUGAUUUAAUUCCAGUGGCAGCGUAAGUUGAGCGCAAUUGGUGGGCGUGAAAAAAUUAUCUUAAAUAUCCAAAAUGCCGACAGAAGCCUGUCGUCCUCGACAAUUCGUCACAUCUUUGUUUAAAACUGAAGGAUGGGCAUGGUUGUUCGAAACGUCCUGGUUUAAAUAGUUUCGCUUAAGCUUUACCGCAAAAUUACCUACGGGAUGAUCGUUUUUACAUUAUAAAAUGAAGACGAAAAGAUUCAUUUAGACACGGAUUAGGCAAAUUUCUCACAUAGUUGUUGGAAAACCAAAUCUAUCUUACCAGAAUGGUAUUACAUUAAAGUUAAAGUAAAUGAUAUUAAAAUGCAUAUUAGACGUAGAUUUGAAAAAUUGACCAAUUAUUUAUUUACUCUAGAAAAGUAGAACGUACUUCCGGUUUUAUUAUUUAGCGCACACAGUAAAGUUCUAACACUUAAGGAUAGUAAUAAUGGUAAUAUAUAGUUGUAACUAGUAAUAAUAGUACUUAAUCAUUGUCUGUUUUAGAAAAACCUUUGUACUUCCUAAUAUUUAGGAUUCGGCCUAAGAAUAUGUAGUCACAACAUUUAGGACGUAAUGAUAAGUACGUUCGACAUUUUUUUGGAAAUGGAAAUGAAGAAACAACAAUUUUAUACUUUAAGCUUUUAAAACACAGCUCAAAUACAAUUCGAAUACUUUCCACGCUGCUUUGAAAUGCGGUAAACGGGGGAAAAGUUGGGAAAUUUGAAGGUUGAUAACGAAAACGAAAUUUGCCGAUAAAAAGAUCACCUACUGGCUACUUUUUGAAUUCUAGAAGAUAGCUUUGAGAGAUUUUAAGUAUGACGUUUUAUUUCACGAUAUUAUUGUUUCAUAUGGUGUGUGAAAAAACUGCACCAUGUAUUAAAGAUCAUUUUUUAUUACGAAUAAAAUUAUAUACGAUUCCUCAUUUUUUAAAUCACAAAAAACGUUUUUUUUUUAUUAACUUUUCAAUGUUUUGGUGUACUAGGAUGCAUAAAAAAAAGAUAAAAUCAGCUACUUAAAGAAAACUCACUAUAAAAAAAUUUAUAAAGAAUGUUUGAUCAAAAGACUAUUAUUUGCCAAACACAUAUAACUCUUUGUAAGUGUAGAAUUUAGAUCAUUUUUUAAACAAUCAGUUGUAAUAUUUUCAAAGGCUUCAAGAACUAGUGCUUUGUUUCAACAAUCAACAAUUCAACAAUCUUCGUAUCUGUUAUGGUUUCCAAUAUGCCCAUGAAAGACAGCCUGAUCUUGGACACACUAUGCAUUGUCGAAACGAUGGGUUAUCAUUCAAAUUUAAAAAAUUGUUCCGGUUCACUCGAACCAAAAAUGCAAAUGCGAAAAUCUCUUUAAAAUUUUUAUCGUCGAGGUCUGAACGAUAUUGUAAAUAAAAGAAGUCAAUAAUUAAAUUACUAGGUAGUUUGUUAGAGUAUGAAAAGGAUUCAUCUCAUGUCAUCUAAAUUAUAUAGCAAUAUACAGGAUAUAACAAAGUUAAAUGAUCGAACAAGAAUAGCCAGCGUUUUACAAUAAUACCUACAAUAAAAUAUUUCUUCAUAUGACUACGACGCUGGUUGUUCUAGAAUCGCAUUAUUUGUAAAUAAAAUUUUAAUCAAAUUAGGGUCGCCAAGCAUUGCUACUUUAGCGUUUAGUUGUAAAUGACACUCUUUAUUAAUAAGUGGCUACAAAUUUGCGUAGCCGUUUAUAAAUGCUUUGUUUCUAACACCAUAUUUUAAUUGGCUCAAAAAACUAAAUAUUAACGAAAUUAUUGGAAUUUUUUAUAGAAAAUCACCAGGCGUGAUGUCCUAACUCUAGAAAAACUAACAAAUUCUUCUAAAAAUAGAUAAAUUAAGAACAUUGAUUACAAGUAAAUUUUUUUCUUACCAUCAGGAUCAGUAAACCUGUUUCUUGUCUUUUUUGGUUAGGAAUAUACAGGCUUCAUGUACAUUUUUAGAGCAAACUAUGCACAAGCGCAUAUCUUCCUCCCGCAUGUGUGACAUAAAAAACUAAACCACAAUUCUUUCUGUUCUUUCACUUCUUUCUGCGGUUUUUUUUGUACUGCCAUUUUCUUCUCUGUUAACUUUUGGUGAAUCAUAUUUUGUUUUUGGUAGUUUGCUGGAGAUUGCUGUUUCAAGCCAGCUUCCUCUUUGCGUGAGUUCUUUAAUUUCAGGAGUAAAUUCAUGAGUUGCAAUCCUAUUUUGUUUUUGUUUUAAUAGUAGCCCGAUUACCAGAAAUUUUAUAAUCCUCGCUGUUUUCACAGCUCUAAAUAAAUCCGAAGUCAAGUUUAUCAGUCUGUCUAGUCUGCUUCUUCUUUUUGUUAAACUUUUCUAAAACUGCAUUUUAUCUUCGCAAUCUGCGCUAGUAACGGUACUAUUGCGAUAAGCGGUUUUUUUUGGCACGUACUUUUUUAUUGUCUAAAGACUCGAUCGACUUGCUAGAACUUCCAACGACAUCUUAUACACUUUGGGAAUUAGUGUGAAAGCUUUGUUCCUUUGCUUUUCUGUAGGUAAUCAAACAUAAGCCUCUUCAGGUUAUGGUCUCAAUUGUGGCUCUAAAUCCAGAAAUAAUGUUUGGUUUAACAAAACGAAAUCAAAAAUUUUUCUGAACCUAAGGUUGGUACUGAUAAACCCAGUCCAUUAAUGUACGCGUUUUGACCGUUUCACAAUUUGAAGCUUUUCUCGUCCAUGUUUCAUGGUUUGUCAUAUAACCUUAGCAUCUGGUUAGUUCCUCUCAACUUAUGAAAGAAUUACUCAUUUUUUCUGCUAGUGCUAUAUUCAUUUGUUGAGCUCUUCGUUUCAAUGCUGAUGGCUGUGCAAAAAUCACUUGAACUAUUUUCUUUCAGCACUAUUGAGAUUUUGUUGCAUACGUAAAUUCACUUUUCUUCCUACUUAUUAAUCUGUGAAUUCUUCCGACUCAGUAAUUUUCUUGUUUCGCAUUUAAUACCGAUGACCUUCAGAGUGUUCUUUUGGGAUCUUGGGUUCUAAAAUGAAAGUCUGUUUGAUGGACAUUCUUUUUUGGCGAUCUGCAAAAGAGUUUAUAUUUACUUCCUGAUACUGCUUAUCUUCCUAAUUAUACCAAUGGCAAUAUUUGGAAUACUUAGUGGUGGCAAUAUUAGAAGUAAACGACUAAAAUAAAGAACAUUCCCUAACCUAGAAACGAUUUUGAAAUAAUUCAUGCAAUUAAGAUAUUACGACCCAUUGUAAUGUGCUUACUUGUGCUUAUUAAAACCAUAGACAAUAUAAGGUUAGCUGGCGGUCUUUUCGUCUUUUUUUUUUUAGGCUUAUUUAGUAUCGAUAUGAGCUGAGUAACGACGGGCGGCCAUAUUUAACCAAUUUAGACCUAAACGUUCUCAUUUGCUCUGUUACAUCCUGCAUAAACGUUUCCUCUUGUAAAUAGUGAGAUUUAUUUAUUGUACGAUUCGUUAAAUUUAGUCUAUAAAAUAUUCUAUUUUCCUAUAGCGUUACAGAGAUGUGGGUCCAACGUGUUACUGUUUUUUCGACUUUCCCCAAAAUUUGCGACGCCUUUUCGGGUUCGCAUUGUAUUUUGCCCGCAUUUUCACACCUGUAAUAUUUUACUGGGGUUUCGGGUAACCGAAUCUCGUCCCGCCAUCGAACCGGGAGUCCCAGUGAGGAAAACAGGUGGUCCGUGAAAUUUGGAAAAGAUAAAUUAAAUAAAUCGGGAAAACGCUGGAAAUUAUUUGGAGUUUUCUGAAAUGGCCGCCAGGUGGACACGAUUGUCAUCUUGAUUGCGAAAACCUAACAUUUUUGGAAACAUAUGGCGAUAGAUUCAAAAGGAUUUAACCCCUUGCUACCAGAGGGCGUUUUCUGACAAUUGAAAAAAAAAGUAAAGCAAAACUUUUUCAAUGUAUAAUUUAAUUUAAUUUAAUAAUUUAAUAAAAAAUUGUUAUUUAUCUUUUUUUAGAAGCAAACAAAAUACCCAUUUAAUUAAUUUACUAUCAUGAAACAUUUUUUUUUUUUGCUAAAAAUUAGGUUGAUCAUCUAACCCAAUCUAGUCAAUUCUUGAAGACCGCCCAAGCUUAUUAUUUCUUCAUUAUAAUAAGAUAUAUUAAAUGUGAAUAAACAAAAUAGCAAUAAGAAAAUUGAUAUGCUACUUGAACUCUCUGAAACGGUAAAAAAAAAAACAAAAAACAAAAUCUCUUUUAAUGGCAAUCUUGAUAAUUAAAAUUGAACUAUUUGUGUUCAAGAUGAUUUAUAUUAGAUAUUUCUUCACCAUUUUACCAUUUAAAUACAUCUACAGUUAGUAAAGUUCGUCUCCAACAAUUUAACAAUUUAAACCGUACUUUUAAUGAAAAAAUAACUGAUAGCACUGAAUAAUAAUAAUAUUAAACUAUCUUUAAUAAUAAUAGGAUAUUGCCAUAUAAGCUGUAAUAUAAGACCGAGAAUCGAAUAGGUUCCAGAAUACUUCCUUGGGGAACACCGCCUUUUAAAGCAAUUGAAUCUGAAUAAGUAUUUACUAUUACCAAUCUUUGGUGUCUCUGAGAAAGAAAUUUUUUAAAAAAUGAAACAGCUGUGCCUUUUGUCUCAAAGUAUUUUAGUCCACGUAAGAGAAGGAAGUGAUUCGAGGUGAUGAACGCUUUACUAUAGUUUAAGAGUUAAAUUUAGAAUCAGCUGCUCUCACCAAAUUAUCAGUAACAUGGAGUAAAGCAGAAGUAGCGCUGUGGAUAAGUCGGAAACCCGACUGAGCGUCUGGAUUUUGUCAUCGCAUAGGCGCUGACGAAGUUGUUUAGUAACAAAUUUUUAAACAACCUUUGAGAUGGUGGGCAACAAAGUGAUUGGACAUUACUUAUAUGGAACAGGUCUGACACCCACUUGCUUCCAAGGGUCAGUAAUAGUAACAGGUAGUUUGUUACCUUAGAGGUAUUGUAACGAAAAAUAAUAAAGAUAAAUAAUGUGAUUUUAAGAUUUAACGUAAUUAAUGAGUGUUUUAUUUGGUAAACUAUAGAUUAUUAGAAAUUAAUUACAAUCUGCAAACUCAAAAUAUUUCCAAAAUUCAAUUUAUUUUAGUUUUAAGUUCUUUCAUUCAUAAUUCAAGUUAGUAGUAGUAGUGGUAAGUAGGGCGAUCGCAUUACUUAAAGCGCAAUUGAUAGCCUAAGAUUGAUAGCCUAAGAAAAGUCUUUUUUAAUGACUUUUAUGAAUUAUCGAGAAUUAUUUCCGAAAAUGUUUAAAUACUCGGACUAAUAGAUUGGACGUGUCGAUAAAUUAUCCAUGCAGUCUAGAAAACUGCUUGGUCGUCUGGAUAUUCAUUCUAUAUCUUUUGAAUAUCCAAGGACUCUCAGAACAUGUUUUUGUUGGAUAUUAGUUGAACGCAAAAUUUGCAAAUUAAAGUCAGACCGAUAUAGCGGAUUGGUAACUAACUAACGAAAAACUAAAGUUUAUAUUUCUUUGGUUAAACCUUAAUGUCUUAACCAAACAAUUCUCGUCACGCUAUUUUAUUCCUGCAAAUUUAUUGUGGAUGUUAAGUAGUAAAGAGAAGUUAAUUAUUACUAAUAUUUGAAUAUUUCUUUUUUCACUAAUUAAAACAACUUUGACAGAAGUGUGACAUUUGGGGAGUUCAAGUGCGACUCCCGGGUAUCCAGUAGCUUAAAGUGUACUAACACAGUGUGUGCGUGGGUACUUACAGUGUACACUUAAAGUGUAUAGUUGUCUCAGGUUUAAUACUUUACUCACUCUAACCAUGGAUUUUCAGAAUCAAAAUAGCAAGUACGCCACCUAGAGGCCGCUUCAGAUGGUCGAAAAUAAUUCCCAGCACAACACAAUACAAACUAGUUACGCGAUGUUUGUAUUGAAUUUUUUUUAAUUUUACACGCCUCAAAACAUCGGGAUACUGAAAAACGUUUUGCAUUUAAAGAAGUUUAACGCAAAUGAAAACGCAUACAUCAAAUAAAUAAAUUUAUUGCUGUUUGGAAAUUAACACAGUAAUAAAUAAUAAAUAUAUUUGUAAACUUACGUGCCGAAACCAGUAUCUGAGAAUAAGAGAGAUUUGAAUAAGUUGUACAGCUGACAAUUCUUUUCGGGAUUUCUGUUAAAAAAGAUAUAUUUUUCUUACCGGAUCGAAAAAUCAACAAUUAUAAGUCUUUGGCCCUUGGAAAUUGGUCUUAGAUUGCCCAUAUAAGAAUCAUCGAACCAAACCUGACUAUGUUUAUAGUUUUCGUCCCUAUAUAGAACAUUCCACCCUUCGUUUCUAAGUUUUCUCAUUUUUUUUAAAUAUUAUGAGUUUCUUUCAUACGUUUACGUUUAUCUUUUAUUUCAAAAGUCAUGGUACCUUUAUCUUAAUUUCUAAUGUUUGUUUUUUAAAUUACAUCACAAAACAACAAACAUAUUAAUAAAUAACUUACUUGCCUUGCCUUUUCUGUCUAAUAACUGAAAAAAAAACAGUAGGUACAAUGGUUUGUUAUUCAAUUUUGAAUUCUUAAGUUUAAAAUAGGUCGUCGCUUCUCCAUAAUAUAAAAAUCGUUAUCGCUUUCAUUUGUCCUGGAGUGAUAUGGAGAGAAAUGCUUGUUCUAUCCGCCACACAGUCUACAUUCACUUUUCUUGACUCUUUUUGAAUCCUAUUAGAGAGAGUUCUUGCCCUACAAAAAACUAUUUCGUUUUGCAUAAAAUAAAAUUUUGUUGUGCUCUUCGAUAGAAAUAGUUAUUCGUUCCUUUGUUUCCUUUCUUUUCUUCCUUUCUCGCCCUUGACUAUGAAGCAUUAAUUUUUUCUUGCCUAUUUGUUAAGGGAUCGUCUUGGUUAAAUGAACUAUCUGCUUCAGACAAACAUUUAUCAUUGAUAACUGGAAUAAAAUUGUCCAAUAUAUUUUUUCUUUUAAUUAACACGAAAUCGUCAAAAAAUCGAAAACAUAUUUCCUAAGAUUUUAAAAACGCCAUCAGAAAAUCAACACUUUUACGCGGAUCCACCUUGUUGCCGGGACGCCCGGUAUAUAUGCAUACCAAUUUUUCAAGUAAAGAUUUUGUUACUCUGCUACCUGACGUGCAUUUUGAAAAGUGAGACAAUUAUAGUGAGAUAUACGUGUGUUGUUCACAUAUUUUAAAAUUCAUCCUUUUCAACGGACUAUUUUAACCGCCUUUGAUGAUGAUAUUUACGGAUAAUUUUUAGAGUACGUCUUGUACAUACCUUGUUCGUUCGUUUUCCAUCACGUUUGAUUGUUAUUGACGAUUCAAGUAGCACCGAUUAAUUAAAUAAUAAAAACGCAAUAUCGACUUCGACUG
This is a messenger RNA of Cylas formicarius (sweet potato weevil), 11034 nucleotides long. It is a transcript of the gene Dpp10, whose product is annotated as inactive dipeptidyl peptidase 10. Gene Ontology annotation, molecular function: serine-type peptidase activity; dipeptidyl-peptidase activity. NCBI's taxonomy places the organism in Eukaryota, Metazoa, Arthropoda, Insecta, Coleoptera, Brentidae. Bases 441 to 3023 code for a protein of 860 amino acids. The transcript has 17 exons. Gene Ontology annotation, biological process: proteolysis. The record is from RefSeq and is a predicted model, not a curated record.